Messenger RNA from Aspergillus homomorphus CBS 101889, 2340 nucleotides. RefSeq names its product OSBP family protein. The record is from RefSeq and is a predicted model, not a curated record. Gene Ontology annotation, cellular component: intracellular membrane-bounded organelle; cortical endoplasmic reticulum; cytosol. NCBI's taxonomy places the organism in Eukaryota, Fungi, Ascomycota, Eurotiomycetes, Eurotiales, Aspergillaceae. The coding region runs from base 399 to 1844 and encodes 481 amino acids. Gene Ontology annotation, molecular function: sterol binding. The transcript is spliced from 8 exons.
CCAUCCUUCAAUCAGACCUUCAUCCUCGAGACCGCUUCUUCUGACCUGAUCGCAAACCUGCUGAAAGUAGUGGCUGUGGCGCAGAGCUCCCUUCGUCUUAGCCGAGCGACAUUCACCAUUGAUUGAUUGAUUGCUAAAUUAAUUUUAAUUCCUCUCUGCGCGAACUAAAGACCAAAAAGGGACCACGAGAACGAAAACGAGAAGGGAAGAAAAGGGUCCGACGCAACAGAUCAGUGACUGUUCUGCAACUGUCCGAGGUAGCAGCAGCAGCAAACAGUUUUUUUUUCUUUUCCCUUUCCCCUCUCUCUUGGCUUCAUUCUCAAUUAUAGCUUUUCUGGCGGACAAGGAGUUAUUCAAAUCCACCACGGCCUGCAAAACAGUGAGAACUUCGGCUAGCCAUGACUUUAAACAUUCCUCAUAUCCGACGUCGUUCGUCGGUGUCUAGUCCUGUCAGUAGCAGGUCUUCCCAUGAGGAACCUAAGCCUGACAAUGUGAGCGGGGACGAUGAGAUCGUCGAGCCCGAUCAGGGCAACGUCCUCUCCCACAUUAUCUCGCAGCUCCGACCGGGAGCGGAUCUCAGUCGGGUUGUCCUGCCUACCUUCAUCCUCGAACCCCGGUCCAUGUUGGAGCGCAUUACAAACUUCAUGGCACAUCCCGAGACGCUGCUGCCUAUGCCCGAUAUCGACGACCCCCUCGAGCGUUUCGUAUCCGUGGUCAAGUUCUACCUGAGCGGAUGGCACAUCAAACCACCCGGUGUGAAGAAGCCGCUGAACCCGAUCCUGGGCGAGACCUACACCUGCUACUGGGACUACCCCGACGGAACCCGCGGAUACUAUAUCUCUGAACAGACCUCGCAUCAUCCUCCCAAGUCGAGCUACUUCUUCAUGGCCCCUGAACAUAACAUCCGCAUCGACGGCACUCUCAAGCCACGCAGCAAAUUCCUCGGUAACUCGGCCGCCAGUAUGAUGGAGGGGAUUGCUAUCUUGCGCUUCUUGAACCGCGGUCAGGACACGGAGAAGGGCGAAAAAUACAUCCUGACGCAACCCAACAUGUAUGCUCGCGGCAUCCUGUUUGGAAAGAUGAAGUAUGAGCUUGGCGAUCACAGCUACGUGCGGUGCCCGGAGAACAAUCUCGUCGCCGAUAUCGAGUUCAAGACUAAGGGUUACUUUUCUGGCACCUACAAUGCUAUCGGUGGAACAAUCAGGAACGAGAAAACCGGGGAGGUCUACUACGAACUGUCUGGACUCUGGAACGGUGAGAUGUACAUUAAGGAUGUGCACACCCACAAGAAGGAGCUUCUCUUCGACGCAACCCACACCAAGCACACUCCCCCCUUGACUCGUCCUCUUGAGCAGCAAGGCGAGCGCGAGUCCCAGCGGUUAUGGCACAGUACAGUCAAGGCCAUCAUUGCCCGGAACCAUGAGGCAGCCACGGACGAGAAGACCAAGAUCGAGGAUCGUCAAAGAGAGGAGGCGGCCAAGCGGGUCGAUGAAGGUGUGGAGUGGCACCCCCGACUCUUCCGUCAGGUGCAGGGUGGGCCCAACGGCCCGGAUGAGGGCGAAGAAGACCUAGACUGGAUCAUUAACACGCAUGUUGACUCGCAUAACCCCGAACUUGCGGCUAAGCAGAUUCUUGCUAUUGCGCCGAUCCUUGAUGGCCAGGCCGAGCCUUCUCAAUAUCAAAUUCCCCCGCACAAGUCGAACGAACCCCUCGUCCCCACUGAUGACAGCAACGGCGAGGCGCCCGUCCCGGAGCAACCCAAGCCCGAAGUAGUGGAAGCGGUUGAGCGCAAAGAUUCACGCACAAAUGAUAUCGACGCUUACGUGGACGCAAAGGAGAACUGAGAGGACAAUCAAGUGAGCGAGUUCGCAAGUUUCCACGAGCAACUCGAGCAGAGGUGAUUGCCUGCCCAACUGCGGCGACUCACCACUGAAAAUGAGAAAGAGGAACUGGUAGGGCAAGUCGGGUGUUGUGGACAUGCCUUGAGACCUGCACAACAGCCUAUAAUUAUGGUUCAACACCGGCUUGCAGGACGAGCUACCGUUCGGCGUCAAACUAUACUGGAUACCCGAUUGAUUUUAUAGUAUGGAUCAUACGUUCAAAAAGUUUCAACAAGAUAGGGAAAGGGGGGAGAACCUCGACGGAACAUUGGCGAAAGUCUCGCAUGAUAGUAUCGCGGGGAGGAAGUAUUCUUUCCCACGAUUCGUCGUGAAUACAUACCAUUGUUUUGUACACAUUCGGAGGAGGUCGGAGGCGGGAACGAGCAGCGAGCAAUUAUUUCAGCACUAACCAUAGACUUUAGUCCACUGCAUGUGGAUAAUAUAAUAUUUCGAUUUCCAA